This is a messenger RNA of Panicum virgatum (switchgrass), 930 nucleotides long. RefSeq lists its product as uncharacterized. The record is from RefSeq and is a predicted model, not a curated record. The coding region runs from base 1 to 930 and encodes 309 amino acids. Gene Ontology annotation, molecular function: zinc ion binding; nucleic acid binding. Lineage: Eukaryota; Viridiplantae; Streptophyta; Magnoliopsida; Poales; Poaceae. The transcript has a single exon.
AUGUCUGAUCUUGUGAAAAGAGAGAUCACAGAGCUCGCCCCAAAUGGCAGCAACUAUCUGUCUUGGUCCUUAGAUGCUGAGAUUGUCUUGGAUGGGAAAAAUCUCAUGCAUGCGAUUAAACCCACCAAUGACAAAAUUGCAACAAGUGCUGAAAGAGCGCAAGCUCUACACUUUCUCAGGCAUCACAUAAGCUCAUCACUGAAGAAUGAGUAUAUGACUGAACGUGACCCUAUAGUCUUGUGGAAUGCAUUGCAUGAACGCUUUGAAAAGAUGGAGACUGUACUUCUUCCUCGAGUAAAACGCGAAUGGCAAAAUCUUCGCUAUCAAGACUACAAGACUGUGGAGGAAUACAAUGCCAAACUCUAUGCAAUUAUUACACGCAUGAAGUUGUGUGGACUUAAGCUGACUGAAUCAGAUCUCAUAGAGAAAACCUUGUCCACUUUCCAUCCUAAACAGACAUAUUUAAGCCGCCAGUAUAAGAAAGAAAAAUACAAGAAGUAUAUUGACCUUAGUAAUGCUUUACAGCAAGACCAAGGUGAAGAUGAAGAGUUGAUGCAGAAUCAUCUAACUCGCCCUACUGGCAGUUUAAGUAAGCCUGAAGCAAAUGCUGUUUCUUCAUCACAGAAGAAUGAAGGAAAAGGAAAGGAGUCACAGAAGGCACCUUGGAAAGGAAAAAACCAGAAGUUUAAUAACUUCAAAAAGAAGGGACAGUGGAAAUCAAAGAAAAUUCCACCAGGGGGAGAAUAUGGCAAACAGGACCAAGAAUGCUAUAGGUGUGGAAUGAAAGGCCAUUGGUCUAGAAUAUGUCGCACUCCUAAGCAUAUAGUGAAACUCUAUCAAGAACUCAAUGGUCAGCUCAAGAAAAGGAAGACUGAACAUGAAGCUCACUUUGUCUCUAGCCGGAAGUUUGAACAAGGUGAAUCUUCCUAG